AUGUCUGCAAACACAGAUACGAAGUCUGCGCAUUUGGCGCCACCUGAGCAGGACAUCAAGGAUGAUAGCUCAGACUGGGAAUCGCCUGACGAGAACGAGAAGGACAAGGCGCCCGACAAAAGAUCCGUGCAGAAAGGGCCUGAUCCAUUGUAUCACAGAAACGAAAAGGUCGGCCUACUGGAAGAUCGUGGCCCAGGCAAGAAGUGGAAAGUGACCCAAGUCCACUACUCAAAUAACACUUACGAUCUGCUUCACGACGAUGGCAAGACUGUGAAGCUACGAGUGCCGGAGGGAAAAAUAGAAUAG
Messenger RNA from Cercospora beticola, 306 nucleotides. RefSeq lists its product as uncharacterized. Lineage: Eukaryota; Fungi; Ascomycota; Dothideomycetes; Mycosphaerellales; Mycosphaerellaceae. The record is from RefSeq and is a predicted model, not a curated record.